Nestor notabilis (Kea) is the source of this 1069-nucleotide messenger RNA. RefSeq names its product BTB/POZ domain-containing protein KCTD5. Lineage: Eukaryota; Metazoa; Chordata; Aves; Psittaciformes; Psittacidae. Gene Ontology annotation, cellular component: cytoplasm; Cul3-RING ubiquitin ligase complex. The record is from RefSeq and is a predicted model, not a curated record. The annotation marks the transcript as partial. Gene Ontology annotation, molecular function: cullin family protein binding. Gene Ontology annotation, biological process: protein homooligomerization; proteasome-mediated ubiquitin-dependent protein catabolic process. The transcript has 5 exons.
GAUGAAACAGGUGCCUAUUUAAUAGACAGAGACCCAACCUACUUUGGGCCAGUGCUGAACUAUCUCAGGCAUGGCAAACUGGUUAUUAACAAGGACCUAGCUGAGGAAGGUGUACUGGAAGAGGCUGAAUUCUACAAUAUCACGUCACUAAUAAAACUGGUAAAGGACAAAAUAAGAGAAAGAGACAGCAAAAUCUCACAGGUGCCAGUCAAACAUGUGUACAGGGUACUGCAGUGCCAGGAAGAGGAACUCACUCAAAUGGUUUCCACAAUGUCUGAUGGCUGGAAAUUUGAACAGCUGGUCAGUAUUGGUUCUUCCUAUAACUAUGGCAAUGAAGAUCAGGCAGAAUUUCUGUGUGUUGUCUCAAAGGAAUUGCAUAACACUCCCUAUGGCACAACCAGUGAACCCAGUGAAAAAGCAAAGAUUUUGCAAGAACGAGGUUCCAGGAUGUGAAGACAAUAUUGAACGGUGACAAUUUUUUCUCUUUUAUUCCAAGACACAGUGAAUUGUCACACUGAAAAGGCUCGGCUGCAAAAGAAAAUAUCUGAUUUAGACAAUACUCUGUUGAUCUGGGUUCAACCAUUUUUGCCUAUAAGCUGGUGUCAACUGGCUGAAAGCAUUGCAAGAUUACCUAAUGGGAAUAGAUGGUGUGGGAGUGUGUGUUAAGUUUUGGUUGUAGUGCAUGGUUGUACCCUCUUGUGGGCUGACAGACACUGGUCUUCUGAAAAGAAAUGACCAUGCACUCAUAUUUUCCUCUGAGACAUGUAGCACUUGAUGUCUGGUGCUGGAUGACCCAGUGUUGAUCAGUUUGGAGACGUUUUCCUACUAAUCAUUGUAAACAUUUAAAGGACAAUGUAAUUGGUGCUACACACACAUUACAGCCCACAAAUGCACAUAUUUGGGGUCUACAUUGUUUCAGAAUCAGUGCCAGCCCCAGUUGACUGUGUUAUACUGCACAUUCCUUAUGGCUUUGUGACAUACUCUAUUAUGUAAUGACAGUCUAGGAGAUCAACUGAAACUGGCAUGUAAAAAGUUACACAGGGAGGCAAAAGGUUUCUCUAAAGGAAGG